UGAAAUAAAAAUGGGAUAGUUAUGUUCUAAAAUAUGUGAUAAAGGCUAAUCAAAAAAAUAAACGGCUGAAGACAUAAAUAAUGAGACAAUAAAUUUAAUAAAUAAUUAAUAAAAAACUCAAAUAUAGCAAUAAACAAGUAUACGUAACAUUCGACCAAACUAAAAUUAACCAAAAUAAAAUAUAAAUAUAAACGAAAUCGGAACGUCUAAAAAAUCUGAAGAAAAACAAUAAGUAAAUUAUAAAGAUUUUUAAAAACUAAAUGAUUUAGGAGAAGGAGCUUUUGGGAAUGUUAUUUUAGUGAAAAAAAUAAGCAAUGGUAAAAAAUUUGCUAUGAAAAUAAUAAAAAAAUCAAAAAUAAUGGAAUAAAGUUUAAACAGAAAAAUGUUAAUAGAAAAAAAUGUCCUUUUAGAAAAUAAACAUCCAUUUCUUGUAAGAUUAAAAUAUUCAUUUUAAACAGAAAAAAAACUAUAUUUAGUCAUGGAAUAUUGUACAGGAGGUGAAUUAUAUUCUUAUGUAGUUAGAUAUAAAAAAUUUACUUUAGAAAUAUCGAAAUUUAUAACUGCUGAAAUAGUAUUAGGAUUAGAAUAUUUACAUGAUAAAAUGAAAAUUAUAUAUAGAGAUUUAAAACCUGAAAACAUAUUAGUUUCUGAAGAUGGACAUGUUAAAAUUACUGAUUUUGGUUUGGGAAAAAAAAUGGAUAAUUAAGAUUAAUUAACAUAUACAUUUUUAGGUACUCCUGAAUAUAUUGCACCAGAAAUUAUUAUUUGUAAAUAAUCAAAUGAUUAAAAGGGAUAUACAAAUAAAUGUGAUAUUUGGUCUUUUGGUAUUCUCCUUUUUGAAUUGAUUAGCGGAUAACCUCCUUUCACUCAUCCUUAAAGAAAUUGGAAUAUUAUUAUGAAAUAAAUUUUGGCAAAUAAUCCUGUUUUCCCCAAAGAAUUUAGCCCAGAAGCUAAAGAUUUGAUUCUCAAAUGUUUAAAUAAUGAACCAAAAGAUAGACCUAGUUGGGUAGAAAUAAGAGCACAUCCGUUUUAUGAAACUAUUGAUUGGGAAAGACUUUAUAGUAAAUAAUACGAAAGCCCUUUGAAAUAAUACAUAUAGAAAAGUAAAUAAAAACUUUAAAGGCCGAAACCAAUAAUGGAAACUCCAGCUAACGAUCCUAUGGAUUUACCAAAUAUAAAUGGAUUUACUUAUGAUCCCUAAACUUUACCACAUAAAAUUUCUUUUAUGUAAUGA
Ichthyophthirius multifiliis is the source of this 1234-nucleotide messenger RNA. Its product is annotated as protein kinase domain protein. Lineage: Eukaryota; Ciliophora; Oligohymenophorea; Hymenostomatida. Gene Ontology annotation, molecular function: ATP binding; protein serine/threonine kinase activity. The record is from RefSeq and is a predicted model, not a curated record. Gene Ontology annotation, biological process: protein phosphorylation. The transcript has 2 exons.